UUCGCACGGUGCCCGCAGAUUCUCCAGUUCUCUGCUCCUGACGUCGCGCGACGGAACAAUGCCUUUCCCAACGGCGCUCAACAAGCCGCUCUAUUUUUGUGGAAGAACUAGCUGUGGCGAAGGGAAAGCGCUCUGCGCGUACUCAGAGGCACUCUUUGCUACGUUGCACGGCUGAGCUGGUCUCAAACCCCUGUUAGCAAUGGUAAAGCAAUGUUUCCCCACUUGCGCUCACCAAGCUCUGUCCCAGAUGUGGGGGGACGGGCUGCAGCGAGGGGGAAGCACUCUGGCUAUCUUCAGAGGCACUCUCUUACGUUGCACGGCUGCUGCCCGGGUGAGGCGUCCAGGUUUGGGAGCUGAAACUACGGCCAAUCCUGCAGCCAGACGUCUGCAAGUUCCCCUGCUACUACCUGCGCCAGCCCAGCCCCGCUCUGAAUUCCUCAAGUGCCAACCUGGUCGCCGCCCGCCUCAUUGGCCGGCCUCCCGCCUUUCCUCCCUCCCUCCCGCCUGUUGCUCCCAGUCCUCGGCCCAAACGCGACUUCCUCUUCCUUUCCGACGCUCCCCCUGCCCGCCCUGGUUUCGGGCCGCGCUGCACUCUACGAAAAGCUUUGUGGGGAUCCUCGCCGAGUCUGACGCGGGCGCUGCGCCCCAAGAGGUCUGCCGAAGCACCGCGGCUCCUGAGGGACGAGGCGGGGGUGGGAGGCCGGCCGAGUCCGAGACAAAGCCCGGCUGGCUCAGUUCCUCCAGCUUGCUUUCGUCCCGCCGCACUUUCAUCUGACUGCCGCCUUCUGCUCCCGCCGCCGGAUCUCCCGUAGCGGCUCCUCUCCCUGGAGGCUCCUUCACCGCCUCGAGAGGAGGAGUUCAGUGGAGUUUUCCCAGAGAAAAUGUCAACUUCAACCAUGGAAGCUCAGGGUCUUGAUGAGAGAGGAAGCUUUUUUAAGCUGAUUGACACAAUUGCUUCAGAAAUCGGAGAACUGAAACAAGAAAUGGUACAGACAGAUCUGGUGCUGGAAGAUGGACCCACCCGAUUACAAAGCCUAGAGAAAGACAUGGGUGAUGUGUGUCCGGAUCAGAAAGAUUUAAAAAACAUCAUACGAGAUUCUGGAUAUGACAGCCUCCCCAAUAAGCUCAGCAUACUAGAUAAACUUCUUCAUACGCACCCUAUCUGGUUACAGCUUGGCUUGAAUGAUACUGAAGCAGUGGAAGUUUUGCAGUUCCAGCCUCCCGGAACCUUCCUUGUAAGGAAAUCCACAAGAAUGCAGAAGAAAGUUUUAUCACUACGUGUGCCAAAUGAUUUUGGAUUGUGCCUCAAAGAAUUUGCAAUAAAAGAGAGUACAUACACAUUUUCCUUGGAAGGCUCUGGAAUAAGUUUUGCUGAUUUAUUCAGGCUCAUAGCUUUCUACUGUAUUAGCAGGGAUGUCUUGCCAUUCACCUUGAGGUUGCCUCAUGCUAUUGCAACAGCAACGACAGAGGCUGAACUUGAAAAGGUGGCUCAGCUGGGACUGAGUUUUUGGAGUUCUCCAGCUAACAACAGGCUGCAAAAUCCUUCAGCUCUCCAGAAGCCUCUGCCUUCAGAUAGCGUUUACAAAAGCUCCCAGCAGCUCUGCCUUAUAAAUGGAGUUCAUUCUAUAAGAACCAGAACGCCUUCAGAGCUGGAGUGCAGCCAGACCAAUGGAGCCUUGUGUUUUAUUAAUCCCCUCUUCUUGAAAGUGCAUAGCCAGGAUGUCAGUGGAAAUUUGAAAAGGCAAUCCCCAAGAACUCAAGAUGUGAAUGGCCCAGAGAGAUCUCGUUCCCCCCCACCUCGGCCACCCCCACCUUCUAUUCAUAGCCUCCUUGCAAGCCCUCAGCUGUCCAGCAAUAUAAACCAGGCAAGUCUGCCAGAAACUGCCGACCACAACAAACACUGGGACUUGGAUUUGCUGCAAAAGAGGCCAACUCCUAUCCCACCUCCUCGCCUGAAGAAGAAGGCACUCUCUUUAGAAGCAGACAGCAGUGCAAAGAGCUCAGCAGUAAUUAGACCGAGCCAUAACUCAACGCAUGGUUCAGAAACUGCUCACAUUCCAGGUGGAGCCCCGCCUCAGCAAAACUUACCAGAGAGCCAAAAGAGCUCAGCUGCACUCUCUGAGUCACAAGUGCAGUGGAAUGGAGGCAGACAGAGACUAAGCGACAUGAGCCUUUCCACUUCCUCCUCUGACUCGCUCGAUUUUGAUCGGAGUAUGCCACUCUUUCCUUAUGAUGGGGAUACUAACAGCAGCCUGGAAGAGUAUGAGGGUGAAAGUGACCAGGAGAGCAUGGCACCACCCUUAAAGCCCAAGAAGAAAAGGACCAGUUCAUUUGUGCUCCCCAAAAUUGUUAAAUCCCAACUGCGGAAAGUGAGUGGAGUUUUCAGUUCCUUCAUGACCCCAGAGAAGAGAAUGGUCAAGAAAAUAGCAGAAAUGUCUCGAGAUAAGCGCACCUAUUUUGGAUGCCUGGUUCAGGACUAUGUAAGCUUCCUACAGGAGAACAAGGAGUGCCAUGUUUCUAGCACAGACAUGCUUCAGACUAUUCGGCAGUUUAUGACCCAAGUUAAGAGCUACUUGUCUCAGAGCUCUGAACUGGAUCCUCCUAUUGAGUCUCUGAUUCCAGAAGACCAAAUAGAUGUGGUGUUAGAGAAGGCCAUGCAUAAGUGCAUCCUGAAGCCCCUCAAGGACCAUGUUGAGGUGAUGUUAAAAGAAUUCCAUACGGCUGAUGGCUCUUGGAAGCAGCUGAAAGAGAACCUUCAACUUGUCCGACAGCGGAAUCCUCAGGAGUUGGGAGUGUUUGUUCCAACACCAGACUUUGUCGAUGUUGAAAAGAUUAAAGUCAAGUUCAUGACCAUGCAGAAAAUGUACUCCCCUGAAAAGAAAGUCAUGCUGCUGCUAAGAGUCUGCAAACUGAUUUACACUGUGAUGGAGAACAAUUCAGGGAGGAUGUAUGGAGCUGAUGACUUUUUGCCAGUGCUGACCUACGUUGUGGCUCAGUGUGACAUGCUGGAGUUAGAUGUUGAAAUUGAGUACAUGAUGGAGCUCCUGGACCCAUCCUUGCUACACGGAGAAGGUGGCUACUACUUGACAAGUGCCUAUGGAGCGCUUUCUUUAAUUAAGAAUUUUCAAGAAGAACAAGCAGCUCGUCUACUGUGUUCGGAAGCCCGGAAUACCCUCCGGCAGUGGCAUAAGCGUAGGACAACAAAUAGAACAAUCCCAUCUGUUGAUGAUUUUCAGAACUAUCUACGAGUUGCAUUCCAGGAAGUAAACAGUGGCUGUACAGGAAAAACCUUGCUAGUGAGACCAUAUAUUACAACAGAAGAUGUGUGUCGGCUCUGUGCUGAGAAGUUUAAAGUAGACAAUCCCGAUGAGUAUAGCCUAUUUCUUUUUAUUGAUGAUACCUGGCAACAGCUGACAGAAGAUACAUAUCCUCAAAAAAUCAAAGCUGAACUGCACAGCCGGCCACAGCCUCAAGUCUUUCACUUUGUUUAUAAGCGCAUCAACAGUGACUCUUACGGUGCCAUUUUUCAAAACAGCAAUAGUGACCACACGUGGUAAAGCUCAUGUUCUUUAUUGUUGUGUGUUAAAUUGCUGAAAACAUCUUUUCUGUGCUGACUGAGUUCAUUAGACAAUGUCUACAGGGCUCUAAACCAAAUGUCUAGUAAGAACAUGAACGACAACCGUUAUGACUGACUAAAUGUAAUAUGUAUACAGGGCAGUUGUACAAUCUGUACAACAGAAGUGUCACAAUGUAUAGUCAGUGGAGCUGAACAUCAUGGAUCACUGAUCUUCUCAAAUAUACGGCAGAAUGCCGCAUCUGCAGAUCUGUAUUAGAUUUUACUCUCAUCCUUAGUUCAAGCACUAGUUUACAUUAACUGUACUGAUGGCCAGACUGUUUGUGAGCUAGCUGGUGGACUAUCCAUUUCAUGAGUAUACAUAAGCAAUACUGUCCGAUGCAGGGCAUCAGUAAACUCUGUUAUAUGGAUGGUAACGGCCUUCUCUAAAAUAGUUAUUUGUUGUUAUUUUACUGAAGGCAACAUGUUUUUAUAUAUAUAUCACAUAAAUUUUAUAGCAGUUGCAGGUAAACUGUCAUGACUGGUUCUUAAAAUAUUUUUAAACUAUAAAAUAUUAUAUAAUUAUGCAUGUAAUUUUUAACAUUUAAUAUACAAAAUAAAUCUCUUGCUGGUUUUAGAGUAUUGCAUUGAACACUCCUGUGAGAUAUAGAUUGUUUCUUGCCUUUUCUUCCCUGAUUUAAGGGUUGUUAAAACCAUCAAACUCCUUUUCAAGUUGAUAAGAUUCUGUAAAUAAUUUGUAUUUUUGACAUUGGCUACCCAAAGCCUUCUACAGACCUGAUGUACCACUUCCUGAAUUAUUAUUUAUACAUUGCAAUCUUGAAUGAACAGAUAAAUUGGAGGGAAGGGGUAUUUGAAAGAAGUGGAGAUAGAGACUAGGGUAGUGAGAAGAUGUAGUGAGCCUGCUUUAGAAAUGAGAUGUUUUAGGGAUUGUGUUCCAAAUCACUUAACACAGUAUAGUUACUCCUUAAUGCAUAAUAACCACCAUUGUUGUACAAAGAAUUAGCCAAAGAAAGAUAGCCGAGAGCUCCACCACCACCCUCUUGGUGGAAUGCUGAUUGGACAUUGCUGAAGCUAGUAAUGGGUGAUAGUCACUUUGAAUGAAAAAGUGAUAUUGUGAAGUUACCCCUAGUCUGCUGGUUCAGACUAGUUGCAGAACAUGAGUGAAGGAGGUUGUGAAAGAGACAGUUUUAAAGUUUUAAAUAUUGUACAUAUACAAAUAUUGAUUUGACAUCUGUUUUGCUAAAAACAGCAGGGAAGUGAAUUGAUGCAUUUCAUAGUUUUAUUACAGACUGAAGCAAGCAACAUCAAAUGCACUUGAUUGUGGCUGAAAAAGUAAAUGUUUUCAAUAGGCAUGCAAAUUGUUAGUUUUUCUCCAUCUAAAAAUAUCAGAAAAUCAAAGCCUGGGUGUGAUUUGGAAUGAAGUCUUCCUAAAAGGUAAUCCAUUCCUCCCAAUCUUCUGUGCCUAAAUCUAGCAGUCUCUGCAACCCUAAGGGAAGGGGGAACAUUUGGAAUAUCUUGCAUGGAAGGGGGAUAGAUUCUGCUGUCCCUCAUACAUAAAACAAUUAAAUUGUCCACUUGAUACAAAAAAAAUCUGGGUAAUGCUGUAAUAAUUUAAUGUUGUAAAAUAAACAUUUAAGACCUACAAAUAAGAAUCAGCCAGUCCAAAUAACUGUGUAAGACACUGUUGAAAAUGCUGAACCAUAAGUCCCAUACUAAUCUAAAAAUGCAAGAUUUCAAAUAUCUUGUCCAUCCAUUAGGAUGAUUUCAAACCAUAUGAAUGCUCUCCAGAGUUGACAUAUUAAUUGUUAUACCUUAAUACUCAGUAGUUAUGGAAAGAAUAUUGGUGUCUGAUUCUGCAAGUGCAUUUUGUAUGUAAAGAUGUAUAUGUGUCAUAUUGAUUUGCCACAUAUUUGCCACUUUGACAUGUGUUUAUAUUACCUUUUGUUUUGUAAAGGAUAAAACAGUAGUUUUGCACAUAAUACAUUGUAAUACGUUACUGUAA
Rhineura floridana is the source of this 5576-nucleotide messenger RNA. It is a transcript of the gene RIN2, whose product is annotated as Ras and Rab interactor 2. The transcript has 12 exons. Gene Ontology annotation, molecular function: guanyl-nucleotide exchange factor activity; small GTPase binding. The record is from RefSeq and is a predicted model, not a curated record. Gene Ontology annotation, biological process: signal transduction; vesicle-mediated transport. NCBI's taxonomy places the organism in Eukaryota, Metazoa, Chordata, Lepidosauria, Squamata, Rhineuridae. Bases 882 to 3557 code for a protein of 891 amino acids. Gene Ontology annotation, cellular component: endocytic vesicle; cytosol.